AGUUCUAAAGAGAGGCUGUUUACCAGAACAGCAUAACAAGGGCAGGUCUGACUGCAAGGCUGGGACUGGGAGGCAGAGCCGCCGCCAAGGGGGCCUCGGUUAAACACUGGUCGUUCAAUCACCUGCAAGACGAAGGAGGCAAGGAUGCUGUUGGCCUGGGUACAAGCAUUCCUCGUCAGCAACAUGCUCCUAGCAGAAGCCUAUGGAUCUGGAGGCUGUUUCUGGGACAACGGCCACCUGUACCGGGAGGACCAGACCUCCCCCGCGCCGGGCCUCCGCUGCCUCAACUGGCUGGACGCGCAGAGCGGGCUGGCCUCGGCCCCCGUGUCGGGGGCCGGCAAUCACAGUUACUGCCGAAACCCGGACGAGGACCCGCGCGGGCCCUGGUGCUACGUCAGUGGCGAGGCCGGCGUCCCUGAGAAACGGCCUUGCGAGGACCUGCGCUGUCCAGAGACCACCUCCCAGGCCCUGCCAGCCUUCACGACAGAAAUCCAGGAAGCGUCUGAAGGGCCAGGUGCAGAUGAGGUGCAGGUGUUCGCUCCUGCCAACGCCCUGCCCGCUCGGAGUGAGGCGGCAGCUGUGCAGCCAGUGAUUGGGAUCAGCCAGCGGGUGCGGAUGAACUCCAAGGAGAAAAAGGACCUGGGAACUCUGGGCUACGUGCUGGGCAUUACCAUGAUGGUGAUCAUCAUUGCCAUCGGAGCUGGCAUCAUCUUGGGCUACUCCUACAAGAGGGGGAAGGAUUUGAAAGAACAGCAUGAUCAGAAAGUAUGUGAGAGGGAGAUGCAGCGAAUCACUCUGCCCUUGUCUGCCUUCACCAACCCCACCUGUGAGAUUGUGGAUGAGAAGACUGUCGUGGUCCACACCAGCCAGACUCCAGUUGACCCUCAGGAGGGCACCACCCCCCUUAUGGGCCAGGCCGGGACUCCUGGGGCCUGAGCCCCCCCAGUGGGCAGGAGCCCAUGCAGACACUGGUGCAGGACAGCCCACCCUCCUACAGCUAGGAGGAACUACCACUUUGUGUUCUGGUUAAAACCCUACCACUCCCCCGCUUUUUUGGCGAAUCCUAGUAAGAGUGACAGAAGCAGGUGGCCCUGUGGGCUGAGGGUAAGGCUGGGUAGGGUCCUAACAGUGCUCCUUGUCCAUCCCUUGGAGCAGAUUUUGUCUGUGGAUGGAGACAGUGGCAGCUCCCACAGUGAUGCUGCUGCUAAGGGCUUCCAAACAUUGCCUGCACCCCUGGAACUGAACCAGGGAUAGACGGGGAGCUCCCCCAGGCUCCUCUGUGCUUUACUAAGAUGGCCUCAGUCUCCACUGUGGGCUUGAGUGGCAUACACUGUUAUUCAUGGUUAAGGUAAAGCAGGUCAAGGGAUGGCAUUGAAAAAAUAUAUUUAGUUUUUAAAAUAUUUGGGAUGGAACUCCCUACUGACCUCUGAGAACUGGAAACGAGUUUGUACAGAAGUCAGAACUUUGGGUUGGGAAUGAGAUCUAGGUUGUGGCUGCUGGUAUGCUUCAGCUUGCUGGCAAUGAUGUGCCUUGACAACCGUGGGCCAGGCCUGGGCCCAGGGACUCUUCCUGUUUCAUAAGGAAAGGAAGAAUUGCACUGAGCAUUCCACUUAGGAAGAGGAUAGAGAAGGAUCUGCUCCGCCUUUGGCCACAGGAGCAGAGGCAGACCUGGGAUGCCCCAGUUUCUCUUCAGGGAUGGAUAGUGACCUGUCUUCAUUUUGCACAGGUAAGAGAGUAGUUAGCUAACCUAUGGGAAUUAUACUGUGGGGCCUUGUGAGCUGCUUCUAAGAGGCUAACCUGGAAACUAAGCUCAGAGGCAAGGUAAUAAAGCACUUCAGGGCUUGCUCCCCAAGUGGGCCUGAUUUAGCAGGUGGUCCUGCGGGCGUCCAGGUCAGCACCUUCCUGUAGGGCACUGGGGCUAGGGUCACAGCCCCUAACUCAUAAAGCAAUCAAAGAACCAUUAGAAAGGGCUCAUUAAGCCUUUUGGACACAGGACCCCAGAGAGGAAAAAGUGACUUGCCCAAGGUCGUAAGCAAGCUACUGGCAUGGCAAGAGCCCAGCUUCCUGACGGAGCGCAACAUUUCUCCACUGCACUGUGCUAGCAGCUCAGCAGGGCCUCUAACCUGUGAUGUCACACUCAAGAGGCCUUGGCAGCUCCUAGCCAUAGAGCUUCCUUUCCAGAACCCUUCCACUGCCCAAUGUGGAGACGGGUUAGUGGGGCUUUCUAUGGAGCCAUCUGCUUUGGGGACCUAGACCUCAGGUGGUCUCUUGGUGUUAGUGAUGCUGGAGAAGAGAAUAUUACUGGUUUCUACUUUUCUAUAAAGGCAUUUCUCUAUAUACAUGUUUUAUAUACCUCAUUCUGACACCUGCAUAUAGUGUGGGAAAUUGCUCUGCAUUUGACUUAAUUAAAAAAAAAAAAA
This is a messenger RNA of Homo sapiens (human), 2420 nucleotides long. RefSeq names its product phosphoinositide-3-kinase interacting protein 1 (gene PIK3IP1). The transcript has 6 exons. The record is from RefSeq and is marked validated. NCBI's taxonomy places the organism in Eukaryota, Metazoa, Chordata, Mammalia, Primates, Hominidae. Gene Ontology annotation, molecular function: phosphatidylinositol 3-kinase inhibitor activity. The coding region runs from base 145 to 936 and encodes 263 amino acids. Gene Ontology annotation, cellular component: plasma membrane.